Messenger RNA from Spodoptera frugiperda (fall armyworm), 1179 nucleotides. RefSeq lists its product as uncharacterized. NCBI's taxonomy places the organism in Eukaryota, Metazoa, Arthropoda, Insecta, Lepidoptera, Noctuidae. The record is from RefSeq and is a predicted model, not a curated record. The transcript has a single exon. Bases 1 to 1179 code for a protein of 392 amino acids.
AUGGACGAAGAAAGUUUAAUAAGAAUAAUAGUGAGUGCGUUCUCUGGUGCAGAAAUAACUGAAGCUAAAAACUUGUUAUUUGAUUCGGUUAGUACCACUACACGUAAUAUUUCGAGACGCAAGAACAAAGAACAAAAAGAUAUUGAAGAUAUCAUUUGCUUAUUUAAGAGCACAGAUCCGGAUAAAACUCCCAUCUUCGUGGCGCGGGAACUGCAGAAAUUACCGCCGGUUACUUUCGACCAUGUCGACGUAACAAGAUUAUUAAAGGAUAUUGUGCUGUUACAAUCGGAGGUUCGAAACAUAAAAGACACCUAUGCUACAAUACAGUAUGUUGAGGACAUAACAACUAACACUGAAGCCACCUGCAACCAAUCGAGAAACAAAGACUUCGAUGUUUCGUCAAAACAAUUAUCACAAAAUGUAGGUGCGCGUAAAUUAUUACGCGCCGAUCGCGCAUCCAGUGACGUGACCUUGAACGCGACAUUGCAAUGCUCGAGCGAGGUGGCCCCGCCCCCAAGCACAGCAGUAUGCGCGAAACCAAUAGAUGUUAGCACUGCGCAUGGGAACCCAGAUGUAAACAAAAACACGACUACCAAUGUUAUUACGAAUGGAAUAAAGACUAAGUUUCCGUUGCAUAAUCUGGUUGAACAAAAAAGUACUUUCCAAAGUAAUAAUAAUAUUGUAGAACAAGAGUGCUUGUUUCAAAAUGUUGAAGCGCACAAAAAUAAUAAUAUGAAUGAUACUACAAUCCAAGUAAGUAAUAUGUCUAUGGCGGAGGUGGUUCGUCAUGGAUGCGAAUGGAGGGUGGGACAGCCUGACCUGGAAUGGAAGGAGGUUCAGCGGCGUCGACAUAAAAAUAGACAGGAAGGUGUUAAGGGCAAGGCAGCCAUCAGACCAGAUGACAAAUUUAAGCCAGCUGAAAUAAAAAUAAGUCUGUUUCUAUCGAAUGUACACAAGGAUACAUCGGAAAAUGAUAUAAUUGACUACAUAUUUGCAAAAACAAAGGAAUCGGUUUCUAUACAGAAGAUUAAAAUGAAAAUAGAAAAACCAUAUAACGCGUACAAGUUAAUUGUGAAUAAAGACGCCCUAAGUAUGUUUUUGAGUACAGAAGUCUGGCCCGACGGUGUUACUUGUCGGCGUUUCAGACCAUACAGAACUACCGUCAAAGUCGGCGAAUAA